AUGGCGCUUAUUAAGCUCCUGAACAACACCGCAGAUAUAAGCAAAAUGGUCUACCCCACAUUCAGCUACCAAGCCUGGAUAGGGCUGUACGAUGACCAUGUCCUGGGCAACUGGGGGUGGUCACUGUCAGACCCAAGUUUCUACAAACCCGGGGAGACGGAGUUCAGACCAUGGGCAUCUGGAGAACCAAACCUUGUAACUAAUGACAGAGCCUGCACCAGGUUCUAUAAAGGGCAAUGGAUCGACGACGACUGUCAGUCGGCCUGGGGGUCAGUCUGCAUGGAUGUCAACGGUUCAGCUGUGACUUUUGUCUUUGUCAACAUUGCGAUGUCAUGGUUCGAUGCCCAGACCUACUGCAGAGAACACCACACAGACCUGGCCAGCGUGAGAAACGCCGCAGACAACCAGAAGGUACUGGGGGCGAUACCUUACUUAGGAAUAGUCUGGAUCGGCCUUUUCAGAGACACCUGGAAGUGGUCGGAUGGAAGUAACUCCUCAUUCAGGUUCUGGCAAAAGGGGCAACCUGACAGCGGCGAGACUUGCGUGGCUGCAGACUUCAGCAAUUCUGGAAAAUGGGGGGACUGGACCUGUGACUGGAAGAGAUCAUUCAUUUGCUACGGUCCAGGUGAGUACUAG
Sander lucioperca (pikeperch) is the source of this 636-nucleotide messenger RNA. Its product is annotated as macrophage mannose receptor 1-like. The record is from RefSeq and is a predicted model, not a curated record. The transcript has 3 exons. Lineage: Eukaryota; Metazoa; Chordata; Actinopteri; Perciformes; Percidae. The coding region runs from base 1 to 636 and encodes 211 amino acids.